This is a messenger RNA of Colletotrichum abscissum, 1344 nucleotides long. RefSeq lists its product as uncharacterized. The annotation marks the transcript as partial. The record is from RefSeq and is a predicted model, not a curated record. NCBI's taxonomy places the organism in Eukaryota, Fungi, Ascomycota, Sordariomycetes, Glomerellales, Glomerellaceae. The transcript has 5 exons.
UUCUCGCCCUUACAUUGCUUGACGUAUCAAAAUGAUGAGUGGGCUUUGGACGCCGUCGCGGCCCUAUCACGGGCCAACCUUGAAGGUCAGCCGGCCACGUUGAAACAGACUUCAGAUCGCCUUUUCGUCCCCGACUUCGCUUUUGAGGCAUCUCGUGGCCUACUAUUUUUCGGAAUGGUCCCUGAGGUUGCGACAGCUUUUGCAUGCGGCCCCUUGAGCAUGGCGAUUAUCAAUAAUGAUUCGGAUGAAGUAGAUCGUAUUUUAAGGCGUUUCCCUGAUUCCAUAGCUGAACUUGAUUUAUACAAGCGAAGCCCACUUCAUCUCGCAUCAACGAAGCCGGAGAUUCUCGGAAGGCUCUUGGAAGUUGCAGAUUUUAGCAUUCUGAAACAGCGAGAUAGGACAGGUGCCAACGCACUUGAUAUGGCCAUGGCGCUUAGCUCACGGCACUGCGUAAACGGCAGAGAACAUGUAAGGUGCAGAGAGUGUUCUUGCUAUUUAUGCGCGAAAUAUCUCCUGAAUGCCACUUACAAUCUCACUGAAGAUGGCGAAAAGAGGACGACAAGUGACAAACAAGGAAGCAUCUUACGUUCCCAAGAACAGCUGCAAAUCUGCGAUGAGGCUGGCGGGGCUAUAGACUCUAUGUCAGACUGGGUAUUCCGGCAAAUCAGGUCCGUCAAUCUGGCUCGGUUGUUCUAUCGUCAUGGAUUCAUGCCCAGGCCAUCAAUAUUUCCCCAGCUUUGCCGCCAAAAUCUUAUCGGUUUCGGUCUUUGGGAACCCCUUAAUCCAGUCAUUGUUUGUUGGCUUCAGGAGCACGGAGGGGAUGUGUUCUGGCGAUCGCCCAUGGGCCUUAUUAACAAGACCGCUGAUGAUAGAGUGUUCCUGACAUUUGAAGCACUGGAUCUCGUUCACAGUUGUUGCAGCACAUUUUCUCAAGCCAAGCUUGGUACAGCUUGGACUGAGAUGGAUAAUGCGGAGAUCAUCGAAGACCAGGGUUUUCUACUUGAUUUGCACGAGAAAUUGGUUGCAGAAUUCAGUCGGGAAGCUGGCAGAUACCUGGGAAAUGGGCCAAACAAUGAGGGAUCGUUCCCUCAGUUUUUGAGGUCAUACUGGACUGAUCGGAUUACGGAAGAGUUAGAAAAGCUGAAUGGGGAGGACUUGACUCAUGAGGAAAGGAGAGGUGCAGAAGAAAUCGGCGUUGUGUGGCAUGGACCAACCAAGAGCAAGGAGAGCAAGAAGAGGAAUCCGUAUCCCAAUCGGUAUCUGGAACAUUGCUUCUCUCAGUUGGAUCGCAUCUGCCCGGAAUACAAUGAGCCAUGGCCAGAGGGAAUACGUCGCAAACAUUGA